Molecule: messenger RNA, 1599 nt
Organism: Perca flavescens (yellow perch)
Lineage: Eukaryota; Metazoa; Chordata; Actinopteri; Perciformes; Percidae
Gene: cd83
Product: CD83 molecule
Exons: 5
Coding region: 79-756 (225 amino acids)
Source: RefSeq, a predicted model, not a curated record
CGGCGGUCUCAGAAACUUCUCAAAGCUUCUGAGUCGUAUUCUUCAUCAUCCUCAUCAUCAUCAUCAUCAUUCAUCAUCAUGUCUCCAGAAAUUAUGAACCUUCCUCUGCUGUUGUCGCUGUUGUGUGUGUGUCUCGCUGCGGGCAUGGCGGUCCCCGACAACACAUUGCAGGUUGUAUCGUAUUCCGGUGCGGACUGUGAUCUUCAGUGCACGGCUAAGUCCAAGCCCGGUGUCCAGUACAGAGCUGUGAGGUGGUACAAGGUCGGAGAGCCUCCGUCCUCUCGUCUCAGCGGCCUUUUGACCAAAGACCUCCCGGACGGCCCCACGCGUUGGUACAGCGGCGUGGAGCGAGAGGUGAUGCUGCUCGGCGAGUCCCGCAACAUCAUCCUGACCAACGUGACGUGCGGUGACGCCGGACUGUACACCUGUCACCUGGCGGCGCCCGUCGGGGAGCAGAACCAGGACGGAGAGGUGCUGCUCACUCUCGCAGAUUGUGUCGACCUUCCCACGGAAAAUCUGAUGACGGACACUUACCUUGUGAUUUCCGCCACAGUGGUGCUGAUGCUGGCACUUGUGAUAUUCCUCAUAAGCUAUGGCAGUUUGAAGAAUAUGAUCAAAGAAGGAAACCGGAGAACAAUCAAAGAAACUGUGUUGAAGGCACCGCUCAAACCGCUUAACAAAGAGGACUUGAAGUUGAUCUACACUCUGGGUCCUAAAGUGUCUAAGGCACCCACGAUGAAGCAUGUCUGCGUUUGAAGACGGAAGAUCGUUCUGGAAAACUGCCGAAGAAAGACCGGUUGACCUGGAAGACCACCCCACACAAAUAGCUUCUUUUUUUUAGCGUAAAAGAAUCAACAUCUUUACGUUACAACAUCUAUAACUUGUCCUCAGUUACGGCCGUUGUGAUUAAACGUAUGAAUUAGUGACAUUUCUGAAAAAAUCUUCUAAAAUCCAGUUUGGACAGCAUGAGCAAGAGGACCAUCACGUUUUAACCUACAAAUUCACCUGCAGAAUGAGAGUGGAACGCUAAAGGAUAAUCCCUCCAAUAAGCGUCAGACCAAUCGGUAUUAUUGGACAACUUUUAAUCGCAAUCACUCACUAAUUAAAUGACCCCCACCCCCCCCCCUCCCCUACUUUUAAAAUCCUCCAGCCGAAGACAAGGACUACCUCAUAGAAAACUCUUAAGAAGCUAAAAUAAAUGUGGGCACAGAGCGGGAUCUUCGUCCCCCGAGAGGCCAGACAUGUGAUACUGGACUGGGGCAGCUGGUCAGCGGGGCUGCUGUGGCUCAGGAGGUGGACCAGGUAACAGCAGGUUGGGGGUUCGAUCCCUGGCCCCUCCUGUCCACGCGUGGAAGUGUCCCUGGACAAAACACUGAACCCCAAAUUGCUCACAGCACUUUGUAGUGUGUGUGUGUGUGUGUGUGUGUGUGUGUGUGUGUGUGUGUGUGUGUGUGUGUGUGUGUGUGUGUGUGUGUGUGUGUGUGUGUGGGUACUGAUAAUGACAGAGUAGUUUGGUAUAAAAGGCUGCAGGAAGACUCAGCUCGAUUUGUGCCAGUUCUCAUUAAUAUUCAACGAGCUUAGCUGUUUGAAUCUGAUUGG